AUGGGGGAAGGAGUUGGUGCGUCAUGGUAUUUAAUGCUAAACACACUUAUUAGUCGAGAGCGGCUUCGCACUAGUUCUCUUAACAGCUUGCCAGUAGGUAAGUCGCUGGCUACAGAUGAGGAUCGGAAUAGGGAAGCUGCUUGGAUUGUAGUGUCAUGCCGUGAAUUGAAUCUUGGUAUUGAUACAAUGAGCCUUGCAGCUGCAACUUUGGAUCGUGUUCUGCUUGCCAAGCGUGUACAGACCAAAUACGUCAAUUGUGUCGCUGCAGCUUGCCUGUCUUUGGCCAUCAAAUUCUGUGAAGAAUGCCUUACAGGAGCGGAUCAUUUAAUUGCUAGACUCAGUCUUCGUUAUAGCGUUCGUGAAUUGAACAGAAUGGAAAGGGCAGUACUAAGUGCGUUGAAAUGGGAUCUUGAUGUGCCCAGUGCGUAUCGUUUUAUUGAAGCGAUGCUCGUUUCAACAGGAUUUUCGCCAGAGACUGAUUUGGCCCGCAGUUAUUUGGAGGAUAUUUUUCGCUUUCCUUUAGAGGCAGUUAUUCGUUCUGCGAAAUUAAACUUUAAAUUUCGCCCUUCACUAAUAGCUUUAACGCUUUACUCUUACUUUCUGGAGGCGUCUGGUUCCCCAUUUUGGCUCCAAAUCACUGUGGGCCUACAACAUUUGUUAAAGGUGGAUAAUGAUGAAAUGUUAGUAUGUUGGGAGGCUAUAACGGAUGUUAUAUAUGUCGAAGACAAGGAAAAUCGUAUGGCUGUGUUCGAUAACGGAGAGGUAUCCGUAAGAAAACUCAGUGAUUCGUUACCAAACGGGAAAAGCGAGAAUGACGAUUCUAGUUUAUUUAAAGCAAAGUCGGGUCGCUGUGCGAAACGGAAGUUCACUAACUUACGGUCUAACUAUGCAUUAGCUUGUUUGACUCAGCAGGACUGA
Enterobius vermicularis (human pinworm) is the source of this 918-nucleotide messenger RNA. Lineage: Eukaryota; Metazoa; Nematoda; Chromadorea; Rhabditida; Oxyuridae. The record is from the annotation of a GenBank genome assembly.